Alexandromys fortis (reed vole) is the source of this 3227-nucleotide messenger RNA. RefSeq names its product inhibitor of nuclear factor kappa B kinase subunit epsilon (gene Ikbke). Gene Ontology annotation, molecular function: protein serine/threonine kinase activity; ATP binding. The coding region runs from base 338 to 2572 and encodes 744 amino acids. The record is from RefSeq and is a predicted model, not a curated record. Gene Ontology annotation, cellular component: cytoplasm. The transcript is spliced from 22 exons. NCBI's taxonomy places the organism in Eukaryota, Metazoa, Chordata, Mammalia, Rodentia, Cricetidae. Gene Ontology annotation, biological process: peptidyl-serine phosphorylation.
GAAGUAGGAUAGAACUUAGAGCCUGGGCUCUGCUCUUCUGGGUACCCACUGCUGUCAGAGAGGCAGGAAAGAACCUCAGGUCCAGGGCCAUCACCACUAGCUUUGCCUGUGUGUGUGGAUCUUGGGGGCUCAUGGCUACCAGGAUUGACUUCAAGGCCUGAAAACCCUGGGGAUGCCACCCAGUCCCACAAGUCUACAUUCCCCUGCAGCUGAGCUGGGAGAUGGGCUCAGCUCCUGAACUUGCCCCAGACAGAAAGCAUAAUACACACUUGCCAGGGAGAGCCUGCCUGAUUCUGGGCUACUCGGAGUGCAGGUGGAAGGUAACCAAACCUGGGAGAUGCAGAGCACAGCUAAUUACCUAUGGCACACGGAUGACCUGCUAGGGCAGGGGGCCACUGCCAGUGUGUACAAGGCCCGAAACAAGAAAUCUGGGGAGGUGGUUGCUGUAAAGGUCUUCAACUCAGCCAGCUACCGGCGGCCCCCCGAGGUGCAAGUGAGGGAGUUUGAGGUGCUGCGGAAGCUCGACCACCAGAAUGUUGUCAAGCUCUUCGCUGUGGAGGAAACGGGAGGCAGCCAGCAGAAGGUGAUCGUAAUGGAGUACUGCCCCAGCGGGAGCCUACUGAGUGUCCUGGAAGACCCUGAGAACACAUUUGGGCUUCCCGAGGAGGAGUUCCUGGUGGUCCUGCGCUGUGUGGUGGCUGGCAUGAACCACUUGCGGGAGAACGGCAUCGUCCACCGUGACAUCAAACCUGGGAACAUCAUGCGCCUGGUGGGGGAGGAGGGGCAGAGCAUCUACAAGCUGUCCGACUUUGGGGCUGCUCGGAAGCUGGACGAUGAGGAGAGCUUUGUUUCUGUCUAUGGUACGGAGGAAUACCUGCACCCUGACAUGUAUGAGCGGGCCGUGCUUCGUAAACCCCAGCAAAAGGCGUUCGGGGUGACUGUGGAUCUCUGGAGUAUUGGGGUGACCCUGUACCAUGCAGCCACCGGUAGUCUGCCCUUCCUCCCCUUUGGUGGGCCCCGGCGCAACAAGGAGAUCAUGUACAGGAUCACGACAGAGAAGCCAGUCGGGGCCAUUUCAGGGACUCAGAGGCAGGAGAACGGGCCCCUGGAGUGGAGCUAUAACCUCCCCAUCACAUGCAGACUGUCCAUGGGGCUGCAGAGUCAGCUGGUGCCCAUCCUGGCCAACAUCCUGGAGGCAGAGCAGGCCAAAUGCUGGGGCUUUGACCAGUUCUUUGCGGAGACCAGUGACAUCCUGCAGCGAAUCAUCAUUCAUGUAUUCUCCCUGCCCCAGGCGGUCUUGCAUCAUGUCUACAUCCAUGCCCACAACACGAUUGCCAUCUUUUUGGAGGCUGUUUAUGAGCAGACCAACGUGCCUCCCAAACACCAGGAGUACCUCUUUGAGGGUCACCCUUGUGUCCUUGAUCCAAGCCUCUCAGCCCAGCACAUUGCCCCCACAGCUGCCAGCAGCCCCCUGAUUCUCUUCAGCUUGGCCAACGAUGCACCCAAGGGGCUGGCCUUCAGGGACCCUGCUCUGGACAUCCCAAAGUUCGUCCCCAAGGUCGACCUACAGGCAGAUUACAACACGGCUAAGGGGGUGCUGGGUGCUGGUUACCAGGCCCUGUGGCUGGCGCGGGUCCUGCUGGAUGGGCAGGCGUGGAUGCUUCGAGGGUCCCACUGGGUCCUGGAGGCGCUUCAGAACACGUGCCGGCAGACACUGGAGGUCACGCGGACGGCCCUUCUCUUCCUCAGCAGCAGCCUGGGCAUUGAAAGACUCAGCAGUGGAGUUGGGAUGUCAGAGUUCCAGGAACUAAAGGAGGCCACAGAGCUGUGGUCCAGGCUGCAGACUUUCUCAGAGGUCCUCUCGAGGUGUUCCCACAACGUCACAGAAACCCAAGUGAGCCUGAGCAGCCUGGGAAAAGAGAUUUUGAAGAACCGGAAUCAGAUCCACGAUGACAGCAAAAGGUCUGUGGGGCUUCCGUCAUCUGUGUGCCCCGACCCUGUGUCCUUGGACCAAAAGACCAGCUUGUCUGAGAAUGGGGCAUCUGAAAAAUUUGCAUUAGAGUUCCUGAACCGGGAGAUUUCUUACACUAGCUUUAUAAAUGCCCACAGAGACCUUCUGGGCAAGGGACUCGGCUACAACGAGGAGCAGAUCCACAAGCUGGAUAAGGUGAAUUUUAGCCACUUAGCCAAGAGGCUGCUGCAGGUGUUCCAGGAGGAAUGUGUGCAGAAGUAUCAGGUGUCGCUGGUCACACACGCCAAGCGGAUAAGGCAGGUGCAGAAGGCCCAGAACCACCUUCACCUCCUUGGCCGCUCUGUGGCUGCCUGUAACACAGAAGCCCGGGAAGCCCAAGAGAGCCUGAGCAAGAUCUUUGAUCAGCUCCUUCUGGACAGAGCAUCAGGAGCUGAGAUCUCACCACGCCCCACGGCUCUUCAUCCCAGCCCUGAUUCAAAGGACCUGGUCUUCCACAUGCAGGAGCUUUGUAAUGAUAUGAAGAUGUUGGCCUUUGAUCUCCAGGACAACAACCGUCUCAUCGAACGGUUACAUAGAGUUCCAUCCGCACCCGAUGUCUGAGCUCCCUGGGGUGCACAAGAUACUUGGAAGCAUUAGCGUCAUUCAUACUGUACCUCUGCACCGUGAGACCAAAUUCAGGGCAAGUUCCGGUCUCACCAGCCUACCUCCCUCUUGGCCACUGGCCAACAGACGAGCAUUACUUUGACAGCCUGUCCUCGUGGACAGCUGGGACAGGGCCUCCUAGCUAUCCUGGACAGUAUCCAUCAGAGAGCAUGCAGCCACUGUUGAUUCAUCCUGGCACCAAGACUCUUCCUCCUCACGCGGACCUGGAGGGCUGAACUUAGGAGGGCCUUGGGAAGAGAAGGCUGAGUGUUCCCACCACUUUGCACUUCCCAGUGACCAGCGGCCUCUCUCGGGGCUUCUCCAGGGUGCUGGAGCAGAGGACUUCGCCUUGCACACAGCCUGCUAUUUCCUGAGUGCCCCCAUCCCUGGCCACAGGCAACUCACAAACUGCCCCUUUGUGCUUUGUCUGGAUGAACCUGCAUUUCAGAAGGGGGGUGGUCGAAGCCAGCUGCUGGUACUUUGAGGAGCUUCCUUUUGCCUUCCCUCCCUGAGGCACCCUGUGGUUCUGAGAAACAGCUGGUCAGUAUCAGCAGGUAGCCACGCCAUCUGGACAGAUGUGGGAACCCAGAGUCCGGAGGAGACAGCAGGCCUA